This is a messenger RNA of Fusarium subglutinans, 891 nucleotides long. Its product is annotated as 15-hydroxyprostaglandin dehydrogenase. The coding region runs from base 1 to 891 and encodes 296 amino acids. Gene Ontology annotation, cellular component: cytoplasm. The transcript has 3 exons. Gene Ontology annotation, molecular function: oxidoreductase activity, acting on the CH-OH group of donors, NAD or NADP as acceptor. The record is from RefSeq and is a predicted model, not a curated record. NCBI's taxonomy places the organism in Eukaryota, Fungi, Ascomycota, Sordariomycetes, Hypocreales, Nectriaceae.
AUGAGCGACCUUGCCCAUAAAACAGCUUUAGUAACAGGAGGAGGUUCGGGGAUUAACCUAGAACUCGCAAGGGCUCUCAGCGACAAAGGAUGCGCUGUCCUUAUCGCCGACAUCUCACUGACUCCCAAUGCCGCAGCAUGGCUAAAGUCUCUUGGAAACCAAGCCAACCCCAAAGUGGUAUUUCACAAGACUGAUGUAACAUCACUGGAACAAUUGGUCGAGCUGUUUGAGGUCUUCAACAAGAAGAUCGGUGGAGCACCUGAUAUCGUAGUGCCUGGCGCUGGCGUGUACGAAGGGUCCUUUCCUGGGUUCUGGGAUGAUAAGGACGAAACACUCAACUACAAGCUUUUCGACAUCAACCUGCUGCAUCCUCUCAGAAUGACACGGAUCGCGAUCAGGAAGAUGCUAGAGGUCAAGAAGCCAGGCACCAUCCUUCAACUGUCAAGCAUCACAGCCCAAAAGCCCUCUGUUGUUCUUCCACUGUACUCUGUAUCGAAAGCUGCUAUCAGCCAAUUCGUCCGCUGCAUGGCACCGCUGGACGACAUGUGUGGCAUCCGAGUAGUCGGCGUUGCUCCGGGGUUGGUUGACACACCGCUGCUGCGUAAUAAUUCGGGAGCACAGAAUCACGUUGAUCCGGCUCAAGACUUCUUGCUGCCUACUGAGGAAGUCGUAAAGGCGAUGAUGGCGCUGAUUACUGAGGCCAAGUACGCUGGGGGGACGGUUUUGGAGGUUGGUGAUAUCGGCAGUUGGAGGGAGGUGCACAUAUUGGGAGAUGCUGGUCCCCAGGGCCGUUCAACUCGCGAACGAACCAGGACAACCGAUGCCACGGCGAAGCUUGCAGAGAUGUUGCUAGGAGACGAGAAGAAUGUUUUUGGGUCUUCUAAGCUAUAA